CACCAUGGCUGCCCGUAUUUGUCACACGGCAACGAAGCCUGUUCGAUUUUCACGUUUGAAAAUUAAUUUCUCUGCAACUACGGCAUCUAAAAUGUUCGUUUAUGCACCGAAAUAAAGCUGUUUUUUUUGGGAACGGUGUUCGUUUGUGAUUCUUCAAAGCGGGCGUCUUAAAGGGUCGGAAAAUAUUUGGGUGUUGUCGACACAUUUUAAUAUUGUAUUAUUUUGAGUAUGGCGCGCGCGGCACUUUAUUUUUCGAAUGACGCCAAGUUUUGUUUCACCUUUUUCGUUACUUUAAAAAUACGAUACGCGAGUUUUAUCGUCGGAUCGGCCUGCGUGGCGUUUGUCGCUAAUUUUCCCGACCUUAAAAAAAAUGUUCGACGAUUCGAAUGAAUAAAAAUGGCGAAAUUACAAAAUCUAGUGGACGUUUUGGGCCCGUUAAAAUUGAGACAUUUUUGCGGCACGCGUUUUGCCGGAAAUACGAAGGUCCGUUAUUGAUUUUCAAUUUUGAGCGUCGGCUUUACCUACAACGUUAGGCUUUCUGCGGAAACUUUCGAAAUUACACACAAGAUGGCCGAAAUUCUUGUAGUUUUAUUUGGACCCGCUGCUGAUGUUUUCUGUUGAUUGUCGGCCGCGUUUAUUGGUGUUGGGCGAUUUUGCCAACGCGGGUCGCGACCACAAACGGCCGUCAAGAUUAAUUGCACCGAUUUAAAAUUAACCAGUUGUUUAAUAUUUUUCUUUUAGAGGUUAUGAAACGCGUUGCGCUCACUUUUUUUUAAUACGUUAAGAUAGAGAAAUUAUACAAUAUGAAUACAAAAUACUUUUUUUAUGUAUCGUAACAAAUAAAAAUAAAUAUCUAAAAAUUAUAAACAUUAACACAAGUAAAAAUAUUAUAUUUGUCAUAUCGUGGUACAUAUCAAGGUAUAUAACUUUUUAUGUUUUAUUUACUUGUUUUUACUUAUUAAAGUAACAAUAUUUUAAUUUUUUAAAACCCCAUUUUUGUUCAAAUGUGCCCCUGGCAAGGGGCAAAUAAUGCUUACGUUUUCAGUAAUGUUUGGUUUUGUUUCCGUAAAGUAACCGACAAAUUUUAUUCUGUUUGACACUGACAUUGAUGUAAAUUGGCAACUGCCGUUCGGUGGUAUACCAGUAUUAAAAAGGUAUUGGAGGUUAGGAAAGGCAAAUUAUGCGUUCGUAAAUCCAAUAAUUCAAAAUUGCGCCCCUCACCACUAUGCAUGAAUUCAAAUUUUGGCAAGAAAAGAAUAAUAAAUGCCUUAAUUCUAAUAAGUAAUAAUAAAACAAAAUAUUAUUUACCUACCUGUAUUCGUUUCUUGCUUCGGAACGGAAAAUACAUAUUAUGAAAUUUUAAAAAUAAUCAAUUAAAAUCGAACAAAUCAAAAAUUGAUGAACGCAUUUCGUUCGUAAAUUCCCUGUGAUUUACUUAAUCCGAACAUCAAAAUCAGGUACGUAGUUAAACUUUUUAGGCGCUAGGCUAUGUUUUUAUUCCGUGCUCUCUCGACGAAAUAAAUUAUUUUUGCGUUAAGGCCGGAGGGUCUCUUUCUUUUUCUACCCUCUUAGCGGAGGGGUAACUACAUGGAAUUUUUGUGCAAGGUGACGAGAUUAAUAUCUAUUUUUGGUUUUUGCUGUAAACUAUAAUAAUAGCGGUUUUCAGAAUUUGAUUAAUAGUCCCUUUUUGCUUUACAAUUCGUAGGUGGCCGUGAUUGACAAUCGGUUACAGUUUUAUAUAUCCGUCAUAAUCUUGUGGUUCGUAAGCCAUCGACAGGAAAAAGUGCUGCCACGAUAUAAUCAGUCACCUCCCAGGAAUGACCAUAGUUUCAUCAACAAGUGUUAUUAAAUGCUGUUAUAUUCAUCUCGUUGUUUUUCUCUCGUCCCCAGUUUGCCUCCGUUAGUCACCUCGGUUGAAGCAACGCGAAGUUGGCUGUAUCCUUUUUUCUAACUUCCACGGUUGUUAUAAAAUGGAAGGAAUUAAAAUUCCUAGUAGGGAAAAUCCGAAGCAGCUUGGGCGACGCCUCGAUUUUCUCCAGCUUAGGUGCAGGAAUAAUCGAUCAAAGAUGUCGGACGACGCAUCAGCUGCCCCGGCCAAGCGAGGCCGCAAAGCGGCCUCGGACAAGGCCCAAAAGGCAGACAAAGUAGAGAAGGCGGAGACGAAAAAGAGGGGGAAAAAAGAGGCGGCGAAGGAGGAAGAGGAGUCGCCGCCGGCGAAGAGAGGUCGCGGAAGACCGAAGGGCACCACCAAGAAGAAGGCGGCCGUAAAGGCCAAGGCGCCGGCCAAAUCGAGCGGCCGUAGAGGUCGUCCGAAGAAGAAGCAAGAAGAAGAAUCGAAAGAUUCGGAAGAAGACGGCGAGAACGAGGUCGAGGACGACGAAGAGGACGAGUAAAACACUUUAUAGGGACACGCCAACGGCGUUUUGUCUGUAGGAAGGAUUUUUCUGGCGGUCGUCGCAGUUUCUUAUUUAAAAAAAAGUGGACCGCAUUGCGUUUUUGGGUGGAUUUUUAGUGGAGCUCCUUUGUCCCCAUUAGACCCCCGAUAACUUUUCAGGGAUUUUUGGUUUUCGAUUUUUAGAAAUUACGAUGUAUAAAAGUAUAAAUAUAAUUUUUGUAAGAAAGGGUCGGGUCUUUGGGGUCAGCAGUGUGUGCGACGUUUGCGUUCUUAAUUAAAAUAUGGAAGCGUAAUAAUGUUAAGUCUCCUCUUGUAAGAAAAUGAUUUUCU
Cylas formicarius (sweet potato weevil) is the source of this 2725-nucleotide messenger RNA. RefSeq names its product nucleolin-like. Gene Ontology annotation, molecular function: DNA binding. The record is from RefSeq and is a predicted model, not a curated record. The transcript has 2 exons. Bases 1971 to 2393 code for a protein of 140 amino acids. NCBI's taxonomy places the organism in Eukaryota, Metazoa, Arthropoda, Insecta, Coleoptera, Brentidae.